AUGGACGAGCGAAGAGCGGGAGAGCCAAGACAGGAGGAAGGGAUCUCAAGCAAUGGAGGCCAGGGGAACUCUCAGAUGUCGGAGCGCUUCUUGAGCAUCUACCCGAGGAAGAAACAAGGAGAGACGAGCAGGAGCAGCAAGCUCGUACUGCAGCGAGAAGACAUCUUGCGUCUCCAACACCUCCGGCAGGACGAAGCCUCCAAGAUCCUGGUGACCCCCGGCUCCCUUGCUGUGCAUCGCGACCUGACUGGACGGAUCCAGGGCAUUUCCGUCACGGCCCUGAGGAACGCGGCGAGGCGACUUGGCAUCAACAAGUGGCCGUACAACCCGUCAGAUCCUUCUCGAAGAGGCAGCACUCCUCUCUCCGGAGCUGCUGUGCGGGAUGCGGAAGGUCAGAGCGUGGAAGAAGGCGGGGAGGAAGAGCGAAGCUCCGACGCGAUGCUGGUAGAGCAGAAGGAGGCGCUGAUAGAGCAGGAGGACGCGUCAGCUGGAGGGUUGCGGGAGCUGGACGACGCUUCCUCUACACCUUCAAGUUCGAGUUACGUCAGCAAGCUGUCAGACCCCCACCAACUCUCCAGUUGUCAUCACUCAGACAUCCAUGAAGCAAUCACAAUCUCUCCUCACUUCAUGCGAUGGUUUAUGGAGAGAGACGACGAGGACGAGGAGGAGUGUUCUUAUCACCUGUACAUAGUAUCACAGCGUGCUGUUGCGAUCUUGUGUUGA
Molecule: messenger RNA, 723 nt
Organism: Guillardia theta CCMP2712
Lineage: Eukaryota; Cryptophyceae; Pyrenomonadales; Geminigeraceae
Exons: 2
Coding region: 1-723 (240 amino acids)
Source: RefSeq, a predicted model, not a curated record